AUGCUGCAGACCGCAACGAAUUCUGGCGUGUUGCCGCUGAGCGGCGGCCGCAGCGCGCUGCACCACGGCUAUUCGAUGCACACCCUCGCCCGUAAGCGCUUCAGGGAGAACACGUCUGCAUUAGCGGUGACGGUCGGCUUCGUGCUGCCGGCGUUGAACGGGGUCAACAAACAGUUGGACAAGCACGUCGACGCCGGCACGGAUGUCUCCAUGGACGAGCUGCUGCAGAUCUUUGCCAAGUCUGGAAAGGAUGCAGCAGCACUGUACGCUGAUCGCAUGGCGCGCAUCGCCUGUCAGACGGGUCUGGCCUGCGCCCUCAUCGAGAGCAAGUCUGCCUACUGCAAUGCCGCCGUAUACCUCUGGGACCUGUACCCCCGCUUGCACCAGCGGUACGUCGGUGCCGUGCUCAGCUGGCUGCGCAUCCCUGUCUUCGUGAGCAGCCUGCUGGGUCCGCACCCAACGACGCAGGACGUAGCUUUCCUGCAAGCCCGCGUGUCGGGCGUGUGUGCCUUGGAGGACAGCCUCCGCCGUGACACCAUCACACUGUUCGGUGACCUCCUCGUUGACACGGCGCGAAUCCUGAUCCGCCGCGAUGUGGACAACCCGUCCGAGGCCAUUGCCCGGCAGGCGGUGCUGCGCGUGACCGUCACCCUUGUCGGCGCCGUUGGUGCUGGCGUGGGCCGCGCUGCCGCUGGGGAGCGUGGUGAGUACUGGGGCAACAUCGCCGGCGUGAUGGCGGGCCCUGCCGUCGCGGUGCAGCUGUGGACAGCGAUAAGGAAGAUGCGCAUGCUGCGCCCGCGCCGCUCCGUCGACGCCGCCAAGAGCCAUCGUCACCGCCACAGCGCGUCUGAAGGUUCGAAGGCUGCUGCUGCCACCACCGGCGGUGUACCCGCCACGGCGAAGGCGUAG
Leishmania mexicana MHOM/GT/2001/U1103 is the source of this 909-nucleotide messenger RNA. RefSeq lists its product as hypothetical. Bases 1 to 909 code for a protein of 302 amino acids. Lineage: Eukaryota; Euglenozoa; Kinetoplastea; Trypanosomatida; Trypanosomatidae. The record is from RefSeq and is a predicted model, not a curated record. The transcript has a single exon.